This is a messenger RNA of Candoia aspera, 624 nucleotides long. Its product is annotated as C-C motif chemokine 4-like. Gene Ontology annotation, cellular component: extracellular region. The transcript has 3 exons. NCBI's taxonomy places the organism in Eukaryota, Metazoa, Chordata, Lepidosauria, Squamata, Candoiidae. Gene Ontology annotation, biological process: immune response. Gene Ontology annotation, molecular function: chemokine activity. The coding region runs from base 69 to 386 and encodes 105 amino acids. The record is from RefSeq and is a predicted model, not a curated record.
CAUGGAGAAGGACACUUGCUUUCCAGGAUCUCUCAGCAGCCAGCCCAGCUUCUCCUGCUCUCGCAACUAUGCGCACUCCCGCCCAGACUGCCGGUGCCCUUGCGCUGCUGUUUCUGCUACUGCUCAGCAUUUCGAUUCAAGCAUCUGAUCCCCCAACCUCCUGCUGCUUCAGCUACACAAAAAAGAAGAUUCCCCGUAGUCAUGUGGUCGAUUAUUACGAAACAAAUAGCAAAUGCUCUCAGCCAGCUGUUGUGCUUAUCACACGGAAAAAACUACAGAUCUGUGCCAAUCCCUCUGAGAAGUGGGUCCAAGAUUAUAUGAAUGACUUGAAAGCAAGACGAACAGUGCGUGGAACUGAGGCAUAUGCAGCAGAGAUGAACGCCUAAGGGCACAACUUCUUGCCUAAUCAAGCAAUUCUCUAGGUGCACUGCAGUUAAAUCUCAGGAAUUUAUUUUAAAAUAUUUAAAGUGUUUUGUUCAGGGAAUGAAUCUGCACUCCUAAUAAUUUAUUUUAUUUAUGUAAACACAAGAUAAGGAACUUUUUAUACAUUUAUAUAUUUGAGUGUGACAAUGUGGAUCAAACAGAAUAAGUAUUUGUGUAAUAAAUGUUUUUCUACUAAUGUUA